This is a messenger RNA of Scatophagus argus, 5069 nucleotides long. RefSeq names its product OCRL inositol polyphosphate-5-phosphatase (gene ocrl). Lineage: Eukaryota; Metazoa; Chordata; Actinopteri; Scatophagidae. The transcript has 24 exons. The record is from RefSeq and is a predicted model, not a curated record. Gene Ontology annotation, cellular component: cytoplasm; membrane. The coding region runs from base 438 to 3401 and encodes 987 amino acids. Gene Ontology annotation, biological process: signal transduction; phosphatidylinositol dephosphorylation. Gene Ontology annotation, molecular function: phosphatidylinositol-4,5-bisphosphate 5-phosphatase activity; inositol phosphate phosphatase activity.
ACAGAAGGAGGUGGGAAUCUACAUAGCAAACUCUCUGCAGGAGCCAAACUAGCUUACUGUGCCACAAACUGCCAGCCAUGUAGACUGACCAGUCAGAUCCCGGAACAGAAGGGAAGCCGAAUAUUUCUGUGAUUUUUUUUUUUGACCCAAUGGCGCACACUAACCAGGCUAUUUUGUUUUCUCGGCUUUGUUGAACAUUUGUGACCCCAUCCAGCUAUAACAACAACAACAACAACAACAAGGUCUGGCUAACAAGCUCAGAAUCCGUUAGCAUUAGCAACAAGCCUGUGACAAGCUGUCACCCCGGAAGGCCGUCGCCGCCGCCGCCGAGCACCGGGUGGGGAUUUAACUUUCUCUGACGGCUGUCCGCAUCUGGACUGAAACAACACAAAGUCACUAGCAAAUGUUAUAUAGCUGCUUGUUCAUUAUCGGUAAGAAUGUCCUCUUUGGGGAUAGCCGACGAGGAGUGCUUGGCAACUGUAAGAGGUCAGGAGCUGAGGGCUGGCCAGAAGGAGCCCAGACUACUUUCACUAAUUGAGCGCAGUGGAGAGUUUAUAUUAAGUGUUUUGGCCACCCCUGAGGCUGUUGUGUCUCAUCUAGUGGAUCAGGUGUCUAUACCCAUCAAUGGUAAUUUUGAAGUAGUGCGAGAGGCUGAAGAGGCUCUUCUUAUCGACUUCUCAGUAGACUCCUCUGUUCGGAUACGAAUCAAGGGGGAAAAAGCCCCUGAGCUGCUGUUGGAACUCCGCGAUGACGAAAGGACUCAGACUUUCCUCACACAGGUGAAGAGUGCUCAGCAGCAAGUUCAGUCCAACCUGACAAAACCCAAAGCGAUGGAGCCCCUUGCACCAAAAGCCUUGAGAGGUCCAGUGCCCUUCCCACCACAAGGAAAAAACAAGACUGCUAACUCUGUGGGCCCGGGAGCCAUCCCACCCAGGUCUAUUGCUGCACAGCCUCCCAACCUCAACAAUAUUAUGGCAACAGAUCAAUCUGAUACAGACCCAGUUCAAACACUUGCCUCAGACUUUGGUUUUGAGGAUAACUUCAACCACACUCUCAAAGUGGAAGAAAAGAAGAACCAUCAGAAUCGCAUUGUGGCUUCUAGAGAUCCUCCUCCUGUUCCUCCACUACCUCCUCGCAAAGGCUCCUACACUCCAUCCAAUCGUAUGCCUCCUUUACCAGUCGCUAAAGACAGAACUGUCUCCCUGCAGGCCAAAGACAACUCUUUCAACACUAGCCCCAAACCAGAUAGUUUUAGGUCAGGGUUUGACCGCAGUGACAGGCCAUCAUCUUGGUGUGAGAGCCCCACCACCAACAGCAUGAGGCAGGCUAUGUUCUCCAGCCAGGCAGGACAAAGAGAAUAUCUCAUCAAACAUCGCCUGGGGAAGAAGGAGAAUGAGUAUGUGGACAUCAGAUACUUCAAGUUUUUCACAGGAACAUGGAACGUGAACGGCCAGUCUCCAGACUGCAGCCUUGAGCCAUGGCUGCGCUGUGACGAAGACCCCCCUGAUAUUUAUGCUCUGGGUUUUCAAGAACUGGACCUGAGCACUGAAGCUUUCUUCUACAUGGAUUCGUCCAAGGAGCAGCUGUGGGUGGAAGCUGUGGAGAGGAGCUUGCACAAAAAAUCCAAGUAUGAGAGGGUUCGGAUCAUACGUCUAGUUGGGAUGAUGCUUGUAGUCUUUGUCAAAGAGGCACACAAGAAUCACAUAAAAGAAGUAGCUGCAGAGCAUGUGGGGACAGGAAUCAUGGGAAAAAUGGGGAACAAAGGAGGUGUAGCAGUGAGGUUUGUUUUCCACAACACUAGCUUCUGCAUCGUCAACUCUCAUCUGGCAGCACAUGUGGAAGACUUUGAGCGUCGUAACCAGGACUACAAAGACAUAUGCGCCCGCAUGACCUUCCACUUACUGGACUACCCCCCUCUCAGUAUCGUCAAGCAUGAUGUGGUAUUCUGGCUUGGAGAUUUAAAUUAUCGUCUGUUCAUGUACGAUGCUGCUGAGGUCAAACAGCUCAUUGCUGAGCACAAGCUUAAAAAGCUUCAGGAGGUUGAUCAGCUGAGCAUUCAGAGGCAGACAAAGAGAGCCUUCACAGACUUCAUGGAGGGAGAGAUCAACUUCAUUCCCACAUAUAAGUACGACCCCAAAACAGAUCGAUGGGACUCAAGUGGGAAGUGCCGUGUCCCGGCUUGGUGUGACAGAAUCCUGUGGAGAGGCAACAGUGUCAAGCAGCUCAAAUACCGGAGUCACAUGGAGUUGCAAACUAGUGACCAUAAACCUGUCAGCUCCCUCUUCAGUGUUGGGGUUAAGGUAGUGAAUGAGGAGCGCCACAAAAAGGUGUUUGAAGACAUUGUUCGGGCUAUGGACAGAAUGGAGAAUGAUUUCCUGCCGUCUCUCUCUCUGAGCAGAAGAGAGUUUACAUUUGAGAAUGUGAAAUUCCGGCAGCUUCAGAAGGAGCGAUUCCUAAUAACAAAUGACGGGCAAGUCCCCUGUCACUUUGCCUUCAUCCCCAAACUCAAUGACUCGCAGUAUUGCAAACCUUGGCUCCGUGCUGAACCAAGUGAUGGAUUCUUAGAGCCGAAUGAGACCCUGGAGAUCUAUCUGGAGGUGUAUGUCAGUAAAGACUCUGUCACGCUGCUGAACUCUCGAGAGGACUCCAUAGAGGACAUUCUGGUGCUCCAUCUGGACCGUGGCAAGGACUACUUCAUUACCAUCUCUGGCAACUACCUGUCCAGCUGCUUUGGCACCUCGCUGGAGACUCUGUGUCGCAUGAAGAAGCCGAUCAGAGAGAUCCCCAUCACCAAACUCAUUGACCUGGGAGAGGACAGCUACAUGGAAAAGGAAAAGUCAAAGGUUAACUUCCUGAUGAUGGAUGGUGCAAGUACUGAAGACAAACCUCUUAAGAUCCCCAAGGAAGUGUGGAUUCUUGUCAACCACCUCUUCACUAAAUCCUGUGAUCAGGAGGACUUGUUCCAGACACCAGGUCUACAGGAUGAGCUGCAGAACAUCAUCGAGUGUCUGGACACCAGCAUCCCAGAUUCCCUCUCUGGUUGUAACCAUUCUGUAGCUGAGGUUCUGUUGAUCUUCUUGGAGGCCUUGCCAGAGCCAGUGGUGUGUUAUGAGCUUUAUCAGCACUGCCUAGAGUGUGCGCAUGACAGCCGUCUCUGCAAACAGUUGAUCUCCCAGUUGCCCCGGGCUCACCGCAAUGUUUUUCGCUACUUGAUGGCCUUUCUGAAGGAACUUCUAAAGCACUCACACAACAACAACCUAACAGCCAGCCUCAUAGCAACACUCUUUGCUAGCCUCCUUAUUCGACCGCCUCCCAAACUGGUGGGCAGGCAGACACCGCAGGACCGGCAAAAAGCUAUCGACUUCAUUCUGGGUUUCCUCAUGGCAGGAGACGAGGAGUAACUGAAGAUGAUUGUCCCUCAUGACGUUACACGAUUUUGGAAUUGAUUCCCGACCUGGUUUACUGUUGGCAAUGGUCCUGGACCUGUAGGACACUGUGUGACAUGAUCCUUUUGGUAUUCUAUCAUCUAUUGGAGACCAGUGCAGCUGUUUUGCACCCUACUGUUCACAAACUAUCAUGCUAAAGGAAGGCCAUUUGGAAGCACUUGGGAGAGAUUUGAACUGAUGCCUAUGCACUUUCAGAUGGCGUCAAGGCCCUGGGCCUCGAGACUAGAGUUGUCCUAAUCCUCAGCUGACUGUUCUUAACAUAGGAGCUCAUGCCAAAAUAACCCAUGAAUGUUAAACGGUAUGAAUUGGAAAACACUAUGUAACUAUAGAUGCUAAGCAAAAGACUCAGUUACACUAAUGAAAAGGAAAUGUAGACUGAAUACUAGUAUUGUUCAAAGCAUUAAGUAGAUUGAAAUAAGAUAAGUGUAUAAAUCUAUGUAUACGGAAUGUUUAAGCUUAAGAUAAAUCAUGACAAUCAUCCAUUUUGCAGCCUUUUAACUGAGGGGACAGUAUUGAGAUAUUUUUGAGCACACAUACACCUUGUACUUUAUUGUUAUUUAUAUAUUGUACUACAAUUGAACCCUACUCCCUACAGUUUGUUUUCAGUUCUUUAUUGGUUGUAAAGUAUUUCACUGGAAAUAUUAAUCACUUGUUUUUAUCAUCCUAUUAUUGAAAACAUGAAUGUUUGCUGUGGUUUUUUUUUCUUUCUUUCUCUUUUUUUUUUAAGCCGUGAGCCUUACAUCUCGUUUUGCCAGUUCCUCUUACGUUGCAAAAUAAGUCUGUUAACACACUAACUUCCUUGUCCGCCAGAAUUGAGUGAAGAGUCUCCUUCCGUGUAUCUUAUUAUCUUAAAUCUUGUAAAUAGUGAUUGUUUUGACUGUCAGUAUGGUGUUGCAAAUCUGUGAUGAUGUCUGCAGUUUGUCAUGAAGGUGGUACUGUUCAUGUCUGUGUUUGUGUCAUGUCAUGUCUUCUUCCUCACUUCUGCCACAUCUUAAGGUUCAUUAUUUAUUUUAGGCCUUUGAGGUGAUGCCAAGCCGCAGCCGUAAAUGCAGUUGAAUCGUACUCUUGUUUCAAAUGAUGCAGCAUUUUCUGAGUGCAUGUUUAGCAAGAUUUUAUGGCUCAUUACUCGGCAGGAUAUGGCCUGUCUUUAAAUGGUGGACCUUUUUCUUUUGUGCCACAGCGGAUUUUUCUCUGCAGUCGCUGUUGCAAAACAUGUCAUGGUUAUCGAAAUGAGGAACUUCUGUGCUGCGUAAAAUGAACAGUGUUUCCUCUUUAACAGUUUGAUCCAAGAGAUGUCAGGAUUAGCUUUCUCAGUUAAAAAAAAAAUAUUCACUUUUAUGGCAGUAAUUUCUUUUGCUCAGUAUCUCUUGUAAUGUGGUGUUGCCAGAAAAUUCAGAAGAUUUCAUGUGUGGCGGCAGUGUUAGCACGUGAUGUAAUGUGGCAACAAUGACAAUCAUGGCACUUGAAAUGAAAUUCCUGCCAGGCUGAAGUUGUGCUAUUAUUGUAAUCUGUUAAUGAAAUUAGGGUACAUUCAAAGGUACAAGAAGAAACGCACCUGUUUUCGACUUUUCAGAUUUUGGUGCUUUUAAUUUAUUCAACAGAAUUAAAACUAUGUAUAAAGUU